AUGUCUGUUAGUUCUAACUCUUUUGCACUGAAUAAUGCUGUGUUGCAGCGUGACGUCAUUAAUGAAAGCGGAAUCCAAAUCGCCUACCAGAAUGUGCGCGGACUGCGUACAAAAAUUGAUGAGCUAUUUCUGGCUACCCGUGACUGUAAUCUUGACAUUAUAAUUCUAACUGAAACUGGCUUGGACGAUCGGAUCAAUUCUAUUCAGCUUUUUGGAUCAUCAUUCAACGUGUUUCGUUGUGACCGCAGCUCCCAAAACAGUAACGAAUCUAGCUUUGGUGGAGUAUUAAUUGCGGUGGCACAUUGUCAUGCUUGCUCAUUGAUCGAGACGGUGAAUGGUAACUGUUUAGAGCAAGUAUGUGUUAGCACCACAAUAAGAGGAACGAAGCUGCUACUGUGCGGUGUAUAUAUUCCGCCUGACAGAAGUCACAAAGUUGACGUCAUCGAGAAGCACAUCGCUUCUGUGGGUGAGCUGUACGAUAAAAGAGGUGAUAACAGUAUCGUACUGAUCUGUGGCGAUUUCAAUCAACCGCGACUAGAAUGGACUGUCGACUCUGCCGUUAUUCCAGCUCAUCUCCCUGCAGCUAGUGCUACAUUGGUAGACGGCAUGGAUUUCUACAAUUUAUGCCAAACAAAUCUCCAGCGAAACCAUCUAGGGCGCAUACUCGACUUAGUGUUUUGUCCAUCUGAUUGCAGAGUAUCGACUGAACGCAGCGUUGUGCCACUGCUUCCUGUCGAUCUACACCAUCCGCCCCUCACUAUUACUUUGCCUGUCACUUGCAGUAGCGAUAUAGCUCGUGCACGUGUUGAGGUAGGAAAUAGAUCGCUAAAUUAUCGUAGGAUAGAUUUUGCUGCGCUGUCUGAUUAUUUAUUAAAUUUCGAUUGGGAGAGUCUGCUCACCUGCACCGAUAUUGACGAAUUGACUCACCGUUUUUGUGAUGUAAUUGUUCAGUGGUUACAUUCUAAUCUGCCUUUUGUGAAGCGCCCUAAUUCACCUGCUUGGGGAACUCUUUGGUUACGUGAAUUGAAACGGCUAAAGAAUAGCUCUCAGCGCAAAUAUCGCCGAUUGAAAACUGCGCUUACGAAGUCUGAUUUUAAACGUCAUAGUGAUGAAUAUCGUCGUUUGAAUCGCACACUGUACAGGUCAUAUGUGCUACGGGUGCAGACCGACCUUCGAAGGAAUCCGCGAAACUUUUGGAACUUCGUUAACACCAAAAGGAAAUGUUCUUCCGUACCUGUGAAUGUACGUUUCGACAAUGAUGAAUCAACAUCGGAAUCCGAGUCAUGUGAGCUGUUUGCAAAGUUCUUCGCUUCCGUUUUUGCUGAUGAAGCUGCCUCUGACUCCGAGGCUGAAUCAGCGGCAUCUGGUGUUCCCCCCGGUUUAGUCGACCUAAGUACCUUUACGAUUACGACCGAUAUGGUAUUGGCUGCAGCAAAAAAAUUGAAACGGUCAUAUUCGGCAGGUCCUGAUGGAAUUCCUGCUGUUGUUUUUAGUCGUUGUGCUACCACUCUUGCUGUUCCGUUAUGCCACAUUUUUAACAAGUCUUUUACGCAAGGAAAGUUUCCUGCAGUUUGGAAGCAGUCGCUGAUGUUUCCCGUUUCAAAAUACGGCGACCGGCAAAACGUUAAAAAUUAUCGUGGCAUCACUAGCCUUUCUGCUGGGUCUAAGGUAUUCGAGAUCAUAGUAAGCGGUUAUAUGCUCUCCUGCACUAAGCACUAUAUUUCAACCACUCAGCAUGGAUUUAUGCCGGGCCGCUCAGUUUGUACCAAUUUGUUGGAGUUCACUUCGUCUUGCAUCUCACAGAUGGAACAAAAGCUCAAGUUGAUGCGAUAUACACCGACCUCAAAGCGGCUUUCGAUCGUUUGGACCACUCAAUACUCCUGCGUAAAAUCUCACGCCUAG
Molecule: messenger RNA, 1902 nt
Organism: Wyeomyia smithii (pitcher-plant mosquito)
Lineage: Eukaryota; Metazoa; Arthropoda; Insecta; Diptera; Culicidae
Exons: 1
Coding region: 1-1902 (633 amino acids)
Source: RefSeq, a predicted model, not a curated record